CUAUAUCUCAUGACGCCCCCCUCUUGUGCAGUCCGAUCGAUUUCUGCUGUUCUCAUGUAGUCACAUCAAGCGCUGGCCGCUGCAACUCCCUUUCUCGCGUCCCCUGCAAUCUUCACGGUAAAAUUUCUGGUUCCGUGGAACCGUCUGCGCGCUUCAAAACAGACAGCUGCUGCAACAGUCUCCCACCAUGCUCGGGUUCUUGCGGAGCAAGUACUACGAAGCCCAGGAGAUACUUGAACAAAUCCGCCACACGCAUCCUGCUGACGUCCCCGCGCCACGAGAUGAUGGCUACGAGCCCAUCCCCGAUGGCCCGGAUCUGUCCUCCCCGGAGCACACCUCUCAUGGGGUUGCGGAGAUCGAGGCCCUGGCUUCGGUCUGGUCCACCCGAACCCUGUAUACGGGUUACGCACUGGUCUUCAUCAUCUUCUUCGUCAACUCCCUGCAGCAGCAGACGACCAGCAGUCUGAGUCCCUAUGUCUAUUCCGAGUUCACCGACCACUCGCUCAUCGCCAUGACCAAUGUCUUGACGAGCAUCAUUGGCGGGGUGUCGAAACUGCCGAUCGCCAAAUUGAUCGACAUUCUGGGCCGUCCCGAGGGCUUUGCUGCUAUGGUCGCAUUGUGCACCCUGGGCCUGGUUCUGAUGGCUGCCUGUCGUAAUGUCGAAACCUAUGUCGCCGCACAGAUCAUCUACUGGGUCGGCUACAACGGCAUGGACUACGUCCUGCACGUCUUCAUGUCCGACACCACCGAGCUCGUCAACCGGGCCUUCGUCUACGGCAUCGCCUCGUUUCCCUACGUGAUCACCACCUUCAUCGGGCCAGCAGCCGCGCAGUUCCUCUACGAACGCGACGCCCUGUACACCGGAUUCGGCAUCUUCGCCGUCCUCACCCCCCUCGUGACCGCCCCUCUCCUACUCCUUCUCUGGAGUACGCGCAAGAAGGCCCAAUCGGCGGGCGUCAUCAAGCCGAAGCCGAAAGACCGGACACGGAUGGAGACGAUCAUUCAUUAUGCCGUGGAGUUUGACCCGAUCGGAAUGCUCCUCAUCACCGCCGGCUUCGUCCUGAUCCUGCUGCCAUUGACCCUGGCCACCUCGGGGACCAACAUGUGGAGCACCUCGCUGCUCGACCGGUGGAUGGCGCCGGACAUCAUCGCGAUGAUCGUGCUGGGUGUCCUCAGCGUGAUCGGGUUUCUGUUCUGGGAGCGAUCGGGGGCCCCGGUGUGCUUCGUCCCGUACAGCCGGCUGCGGGACCCGACGCUCCUCGGCGCGUUUCUUUUGGCCUGCGCGAUGUUCAUGAGCUUCUACUGCUGGGACCUCUACUUCUCCUCGUACCUGCAGGUCGUCUUCAACACCAGCAUCCGCGACACAGGGUACAUCUACAACAUCUACAGCAUCGGCAGCUGCAUCAUCUCGAUUCCGGUGGGGAUCCUAAUCCGCAAGAUCAACCGCUUCAAAACGCCCGCCCUAGCCGCCCUCCCCCUCUUCAUCCUCGGCACCGCCCUGAUGAUCCCCUUCCGCUCGCCCACGAGCCACAUCACCGCCGUGAUCGCCUGCGAGAUCCUCAAGGCCGUGGCGGGCGGCACGCUGGUCAUCUGCCAGGAGAUCGCGGGGCUGGCGACGGGCAACCACGAGACGAUCGCCGUGUCCUUCGCGCUGGUCGGGCUGGGGUCGAAGAUCGGGUCCGCGGUGGGCGCGGCCAUCUCCGGCGCGAUCUGGACGAGUACCGUCCCCGCGUACAUCGAGGAGUACCUCCCACCCGAGAAGAAGUAUCUGGCGGCGGAGUUGUACGGGUCCAUUGCGCGGGUGUUGGAGUUUGCGCCGGGGACGGAGGAGCGCGAGGCGACGGUCCGAGCGUACGGGGUGGCGCAGAAGCGGAUGUUGAUUGUGGGGCUGGCGGUGUUGCCGGCGGCGGGUUUGGGGGUGGCGAUGUGGAGGGAUAUCCGGUUGAGGGGGGUCAGGCAGGUGCGGGGGACGGUGUUGUAG
Molecule: messenger RNA, 1981 nt
Organism: Aspergillus aculeatinus CBS 121060
Lineage: Eukaryota; Fungi; Ascomycota; Eurotiomycetes; Eurotiales; Aspergillaceae
Product: putative transporter
Exons: 7
Coding region: 188-1981 (597 amino acids)
Biological process (GO): transmembrane transport
Molecular function (GO): transmembrane transporter activity
Source: RefSeq, a predicted model, not a curated record